Etheostoma cragini (Arkansas darter) is the source of this 3796-nucleotide messenger RNA. It is a transcript of the gene c1qtnf12, whose product is annotated as C1q and TNF related 12. Lineage: Eukaryota; Metazoa; Chordata; Actinopteri; Perciformes; Percidae. The transcript is spliced from 10 exons. The record is from RefSeq and is a predicted model, not a curated record. Gene Ontology annotation, molecular function: hormone activity. Bases 2785 to 3747 code for a protein of 320 amino acids.
UACUGAAGAUAUACGAUUCGGCUUUAAAAGUCCUUUCUAAUGUUCCAGUUAGUGUUAUUUUAUCCAAGCUGUCACUUGAACUAGGUCCUAGCUAGUUGCUAACGUUGCUAGGAUUUUGUAAAGCUAUCCAAAUCCACACGUAUAAUUUUCGGGCUGGAAUUUCAAAGUAAAAGCCACACCGAGGUGUUGUCUGUAUAAGGGAAACUUUUGCAGGUGCCAAAGUGUACGUAGAAAUAUGUUAUGGUUAAAUGGUAGACAUAUAGUUAGCUAAGUAAUUGAUACAUGGUUAAAAAAAAAAGUUAACUGUAAAGAUACACAGCUGUAAGAGUACUGGAUACAUUGUCUAAAUAGUAAAACAAAUAAUUGAUACAAGCAAAAUCUUCAGGGUGAAUUAUUGGUUACAUGUUAAAAUACAGAUAAUGGUAAUGGAUAUAUGUUUAAAGUAGUAAGUAAUGGAUAUACCCAUGAAUUUGAAAUAGUUGGCUAAAAGUAUUGAAUGAAUAAAAAUAGACAAUGUACAAAAAAUUGAAAUAGUUAAAACUAUUGUAAGGCUACAUGUUUAAAAUAGAAAGGGUUAAUGGUUCAAAUGGGUAAUAGAUGAAACAAAUUGAUGUAUAGUGAUAUAUAAAAAAGUAAUGAAUAAAAUAAUAAAAAAAUAAAUCCAGUGAUAGGGUAUGUGUAGUUAGUUAAAAUGGCAAAGUAGCCAACAUAGUUAGCUUAAACUAUUGAAUACAUGUUUGAAACAUUUAGCCAGUAAUAAAUGGUGAAACACUGACGAGAGACAGACUGAGGUGCUCAAAAAAAAAAUACUUGCGCUAUAAAAGCAAACAUACAAUCUUGUUGUUUGGAGGAACAUUUUUUUGUUUGUUUUAUGAUAACACAUUUCGCUACUUUAUUUUGAAGGCCAACCUACCCACUAUCGGUUUUGUUGUGCUUGACUGUGGUUAGCUUGAUGCGGAUUGGCUGCUGCUACCUGCUGCGGUACUGCCAGCGGAUACAGGAACUAGCAUGGAGCCCUACUGGAAGGGGAGUUGUUUUUACUCUGUGCUGCAAGCUGCUGCCUCUGGGUGGCACUGUGCUAAAAUAUAAUAAUAUCAAGUUCAAAAAAAAUAAAAAUUGUGAAGUAGCCUAAAAAUAUAUCUGGUAGCUAACAUGUUAUUUAUUCUAAUAAGAGUAUGAGAAGGCUGGAUUACUUUUAGAAAAUAAGCUGUUGUAGCGAUACCCAGACCAACAAUUUGUUCACAUCAGUCAUAAGUGAUUAACUGAAACCUGCAAUUUACACUACUUGAAAUAUAAGUACUUAAUUUUAUUAUUUUCCUAUUAGAGCAUUCAGAAAAGUACGACAUCAUUCCCGAACAUCAACACAGAAUAAACCAAAACAUGGAUGCGUGCACGGUUGUGUACCUAGGGCACAGUCGGGGUUCUUUGCCAAGAAAAUUACGCAAGAUAAUUCCUCGAAGUCACAAAAAAAAGCACAUUUCUAUUUCGUGCUUGGAUGUAAACACAAGGCUCUGGAGUAGGCUAAUAUUGAGCCAAAAUUACACACACACACACACUCACACGCACACACACACACACACACACACACACACACACACUACUUCUCUGCCAAGAACUUCUUCAGCUUGAACAUUUCAUCUAUGAGAUAAAACAGAGCUGAAUAAGCUAGUAAGGUUGCCAAUAGAGGCAAGGGAGAGAAGUGUGUGUAAGAGAGAGAGAGACACACACGGAGAGGGAGUGGGAGAGGGAGAAAGAAGCGGGGGGGAGAAAGGGCGACGAUAAAACUCCAGUGCGUGUCCUCCUGUGAGCUCAGUCGGAGCAAAGGAGCAACUGAGACGAGGGACAGGGAGUUCAACGCAAAAAGGGACAAAUCAGUGCUCCCUGACUGGGCCUUGGACUUGAUGACUUGUUGGGGGUGUUAGCGGGGGAAGCACCUGAGUUGUGUCAGACUGAAGCAGAAUAUCUACCUGCUACCUGUGAGGGUGUGUGUUUUGUGAUAGUGGCGAGUAGAGAAGAUCCAAACUUGACCUCAUCCAUCUCCUCCUGGGCUUUGUUCACUCUGCAUCCCCCCCCCCCCCCACCGGGGUGCAUGGUGUGCGGGACAGACAGAUUGAUUUAACCUGCGUCUUCUGAUGAAAGCCCAAAUUUUGUGGAUUUUGCAGCUUUUCCAGCAACCACGCGACUUCGUCGGUGACUGGAUCCACUUGUUCGUGUGAGAAACAGUGGGAGAGAGCCCGGGGGGAGGGGGGGGAGGGGGUUGAGAAAGAGAAAGAGAAUAUUGCCAUCCAUCUUUUAGCCCUCACAGCCCACCCUCAGCUUUGGAUGCCCCUCCUCUCUGCCUCUUCUUUUGCCCCCCACCCGUGUCCCCCUCCCUCUCUUCUCUGCACCGCACCCCCCAACAGAGCAGAAAGCGUGAAAAAUCUCACUAAUGGGUUUACUUGCUGUCAGAUCUGCAGAGAUCUGUCACUCCUGUGGACCAUUCUGCUUGACACAUUUCAUAGUUGAGUAAGCCUCCUCGCUCUCUGGCUCGAGGUAACAGUGUCCUUGCAUCGUCAAGAGGGGAGCAACGGCGGCAGCAGUCAGUCUGACAGUCUCUUGGACAGGGAGUCCCUGAAGCUGCAUUCCUCCAGUCUCCUUCCCGCCCCAUACCCCCCCAUUGGGACUUUGUGUUUGUCAGCCUUGUGGGCAUCCUCAGCUUCUGUCUAAUCACACGGCCGAGUCCUCUCCAGAAGAUCCAGGCGGUUGCUGCACGGAUUCAGUCGCAGAUUGAAAACCAGCGUGAAGAUGUGGUGUGGGGCCGGGCCUCUGGCCGUGGCGGCUGCAGUGUUUUGGACUCUGUGUCUCCUUCUGGAUGGGGUGGAUGCCAAGAAGGAGAGAAAAAGGCCAAAGGAGGCCACCCCGCAACACACAGAGACCUACAAUGCCACUAUCUCCAACAGCGAAGAGGUCGGCGGAACCAUCAAGAUUUCCGACAACCAGCGAGUGGAUCCACUGGGAUCAUGGAUGGACUUUGUCAAAAGACCGGUUGGAAACUUCCCUGGAAAGUGUCGCAAACGCAAACGACCCCUGCCGGGCCCACCAGGCCCCCCCGGACCUCCUGGCCCACAGGGACCCCCUGGCUCUCCUGGAGCCGAAGUGACCCAGGAAGUUCUUCUCCAGGAGUUCAAAGACAUGAUUAAAGAGGCUACAGAGAGGAGAGCAGCAGCGUUGGACAGACAAACUAGCCCCAGCCAGCUACCUACGGCUCUCCUCACCCUGGAAGGGAUGACCUCCUAUCGGCGGAUAGAGGAGGCUUUCCACUGCAAGUUCAAGGGACCUGUGGUGGUCGACAAGAAGACUCUGGUGGAGCUCCAGAACUUUCAGACACCACCAGCUAAAGGAGCCUUCCUCAGAGGGUCAGGAAUGGACCAGUCCACCGGAAGAUUCACAGCUCCCAUCACUGGGAUCUACCAGUUCUCUGCUAAUGUCCACAUUGACCACAAUGAGGUGAAGAGGAGCAAGAGUCAGCUAAAGGCCAGGGAUAAUGUUCGGGUGCUGAUCUGCAUUGAAUCUCUCUGCCACAGAUACACCUCACUGGAGAUGAUUGUUGGAUUAGAAAGUAACAGCAAGAUAUUCUCUGUCAGCGUGCAGGGGCUGCUGGAGCUACAGGCUGGCCAGUACACCUCCAUAUUUGUGGAUAACGCAGCAGGUGCCUCCAUCACGGUACAAAACGGUUCUGAUUUCAUGGGCAUGCUGCUGGGCGUAUAGUCUCACAACAGGAGCAGGGCGUCAUCCAAGCCAUUCACUGCUGCAGUUU